AUGUUGAUUUCUGAAGACGAUCCGCUCGACCUGCACGGAAAAGUCGCUUUGGUUACUGGGGGAAAGCCUGAUACAGGAAUCGGGUACUGUCGUCAACUGUUGAGUGGCUCUAAACAUAGCAUGUUGGCAGGUCUAUGUGGCCGCUCCCGGGCAAUCAAGGAUGGGAGUGUGCAUUGGCUGAAGCUCGACCUUUCGGACCCACGUUUGGCUGUGAGCGCAGCGAAGGAGCUCAUGGAAAAGGAGGACUCGGAAAGACUGGAUAUCAUUGGUGCUCUUCCAUAUGUAAGCUAUUCAAUUCUGGCACGUUUCCGAGCCGAAAGUAACCGUAUCAGUGCACUCCCUAAAGACGGCUUGCUCGAUAUUAUGGUCAUCAAAUUCAGCUCCGGCAGACUCCCCUGCACACUUCUUGCGCCACCUCGAGCACUUUGA
Messenger RNA from Mycena indigotica, 429 nucleotides. RefSeq names its product NAD-binding protein. NCBI's taxonomy places the organism in Eukaryota, Fungi, Basidiomycota, Agaricomycetes, Agaricales, Mycenaceae. The record is from RefSeq and is a predicted model, not a curated record. The coding region runs from base 1 to 429 and encodes 142 amino acids. The transcript has 4 exons.